UGAAUUGCCAGGUUCAUUUCCCACCUCAAAGAUGCAACCUAUGAAUAUGGUUCAAUUGUCAGAUUCAUUUCCAACCGCAAAGCUGCAAACAAUGGUAUUGAGUGAAUUGCCAGGUUCAUUUUUCACCUCAAAACUGCAACCAAUGGCUAUGGAUGAAUUGCCAGGUUCAUUUCCCACCUCAAAGCUGCAAUCUAUGAAUAAGGUUGAAUUGUCAGGUUCAUUUCCAACCGCAAAGCUGCAAACAAUGGCUGUGGGUGAAUUUCCAAGGUUCAUUUUUCUUUCUCAACCCAACAACUUUUGUGCAAAUAACUUUCUUCCCAUGGCUUCCAAGGCUGCAUUCAUUGCCUCUCAGUCAGUGUGAAUGAAUCCCCAGGGCUCCUUUUCCAGACAGGUGACCUCAAUCAAGAA
This is a messenger RNA of Owenia fusiformis, 408 nucleotides long. Lineage: Eukaryota; Metazoa; Annelida; Polychaeta; Sabellida; Oweniidae. The record is from the annotation of a GenBank genome assembly.